Diversispora eburnea is the source of this 1566-nucleotide messenger RNA. Lineage: Eukaryota; Fungi; Glomeromycota; Glomeromycetes; Diversisporales; Diversisporaceae. The record is from the annotation of a GenBank genome assembly.
AUGACAGAAAAAGGCAGGAACAAUCCAAGAUUGCCACUUCAUAUUAACAUAAGAACAGAAAUAUUUAGUACAAAAACAAAUUCUUUACGGACAAUAUGGCAGAACUCAUUUUAUCUCCCUCAUAUAUUAAAAUUUCUUAAAAUAAAUGCUAAAUUUAAACGUCAAAUUUUAUUGGGUAUUUUAUUUAUUGUUUUUUGGAUAUGUAUUUAUGGAAUAAGACACAUUUCAAAAGUAGAAGAAUUACCAUUACAAAAUAUAUUUCAAGAAGUAGAUAUGUUAACCAAUGCCUUUCCCACAGAAGGGGAUGGUAAAACGACUGCAAUUUUAUUGAAUUGGUCAAGGAUAGAAAAUUUAAAGAUAAUAGUAAGGCACCUUUGUCAAUAUUCAAUGUUCAAAGAAAUUAUGAUCUGGAAUAAUAAUGGAGAUGUUCAUCUUUCAGACCAAAUUUUCUCUGAUACCCGUUGUCAUAAACUUCGGUAUUACAAUUCUCCGGGAAACAUGUAUUUCAUUGCUAGAUAUAUGGCAUGUGCAAUGGCAACAACACCUUAUUGUUAUUUUCAAGAUGAUGAUUGGGUAAUUCAUCAUAUGCGAUCGAUGUAUGCCAAUUUUUUACGAUAUCCGGACUUGAUUCAUACAGACACUAACGCUGAUGCAUAUUCUUUGACGAAUUGGAAAUGGUGUUUUUUUGAUGAUUCAAUUGAUUUACAUGCAUGUUUUUCAUGGGUUGGAACUGGAGCUUUUGUAUCCAAGGAAAAUGUAAUAAAUUUUCUCAAGUUAACCUCAAUUACUGAGAUGGAUCCUACAGAGUUUGCAUAUGGAGACAUGUACUUUACAACAUAUAUGAAUCAAGUUCCUUAUCAAUUAGAAAAUGAAUUACAAGAAUUACCACAAGAAAAUGCUUUCAGUGCCGGAGAAGGAAGAAUUCGUAAUAAUAUUUAUAUGCAUAAAGCUUUAUUACAUCUCCAUGAUCAUCUCUCAAACCGUACUGAUGAAUUUGAAACCAAAGAACUUUAUCCGACCAUGUAUCAAAGAGAUGUAAGAUCUCCUUGUGCAAAUGAUCGAUGUUUAUUUUUAACAAAUAAAAAUUCAUUUCCGGAUGUAAGAACAUUUCUUUAUAAACCAUCAAUGAAUAUCAGUGAAUCAGAACGCAUUCACGAAAGUUAUUAUGGUACAGAACAUUUCAUCAAAUAUCCUUAUUCACAUGCUGUUGAUGGUAAAGACUCGACUGUUUGGAAAUCAUUUGAAGUUAUUGACAAAGAUGAUUAUAUUGGAUUAGAUUUAUUAUUCCCAAUGCCUUUUCCUCUAACCUUUACACUCAUUGUUGAUCAUCAUAGAGAUUAUUUUUCGACAUUAAAUAUUCAUAUAUCUUAUAACGGAGUUGACUGGAUUAUUAUCACACAACUUUCACAAACUGGACUUGAUGGUAAAACACAUUUAUUAUCGUGUUCAUUCCAAAUUCGAGAGACUGGUAUUAGAUUUGUUAAAUUAACAAGUACGAGAGAAUGGGAAUUUCCAUAUGGAGUACAUGAUUUUUCUUUUCACGCUAAAUCUGCGAGAACCAAAUAG